AUGGCAAGUCACGACACAACAUCAAUCGAGAAGAUUUCGAAGCCCGCAGGCGCCCGUGUCCCAUGGGCAAGCGCAGUAGAUCUCAGUGACCGCAUCAUCAAGUUGUCCGUGGGCCAAGACACUAUCAAAGUGCACGAGAAGAUACUCUGCGCGACGUCCGAGUUCUUCAAGAAGGCUACCAAAUCCGAAUGGGCGGAGUCAAGGCCCGAUCCUGACACCAUGGACCUUACAGACGAUCAUCCGGCAGUCGUCAAGGCGUAUGCGAACUGGCUAUACUUUCGAACUCUUCCUACCCCGGAUGAACACUCGCUUGCAAACGGAACUUUCAAGGCUGAUUGCGAGGAUGAGGACAUGACGAAGAUUGACGAUAACCAUGACCUAAUGGACGAGACCCAGAUUUUUCUAGCGAGGGCAUACGUUUUCGGCGAGAAGGUGAUAGACAACCAAUUCAAAGACACCAUCAUCGACUGCAUGAUAGCGUGUACUGUCAAGUUUGGCGACUGUCCUUCUCAUACGGCCAUGAACAUCCUCUACCAGGGAACACUAGCAAAUUCGCCCGCGAGGCGCCUCAUAGUAGACUUCUGGGUAUAUUGUGCCCAUGACUCCAAGGGCUGGGCGGGCAGUGUUAAACUCCAUACGCCGGAGCUCAUCGCAGACGCAUUGGAGGCCAUUGUGCGAAAACGGCCUUUCCCGAAGAAUCGACCAUGGGAGGAAUCGCCGGAGCAAUACCACGAAAAGAACCAGGUCGAGGACAUCGCGGCUCUGUCAACGUCAAGCUAG
Molecule: messenger RNA, 780 nt
Organism: Trematosphaeria pertusa
Lineage: Eukaryota; Fungi; Ascomycota; Dothideomycetes; Pleosporales; Trematosphaeriaceae
Exons: 2
Coding region: 1-780 (259 amino acids)
Molecular function (GO): protein binding
Source: RefSeq, a predicted model, not a curated record